AAUGCUAAUAUCUGGAAUGCAAUUAAGGCAUUCGCUAACACCUCGCUACUUUGCGGGUGUGUUUAACAAGCGUAAGCCUACAAAGAAAGAUCUUGAUCAUUAUGAUGUUGUAAUUAUUGGAUGUAAUUUGGGAGGUGUAUUAAGCAGACAACUUGAUAAGGUAUUAGGAUAUUUUAAUAAUAUAUUAGGUUUCACAUGGAAAAUACAAGACAAUGGUAGUAUUGGAUUAGAAUAUUAAUUAAAUAACACCAAUUAGAUAAAUCUAUGAACAAUAGAAGACAGCAAAGACAGAUUUCUUAUUAAAUGCCAAAUUGUCACUUAAUAUGUAUACAGCUCACUCAGAUUAAGUGGGAUGCCAAACAAUAUUGCCAGAAGAGAAUGCCAUCAUAUUGAGAAAUGGCAGACGUAUUGGUUAUGGUCAAUUAGUUGUGGCUAUGGGUAUAAUAUAUAUAUGUUAACAUUUUUAUAGGUUAAUAGGUAAAUUAUGAUGCAAUCAAGGGAUUUGAAGAAGCUUGGUAAGAUUUUGAUUCUCCAGUCUUCACAAAUCUUGAUCAUCCAAGUUGGAGAUCAUCAAAUCAUAAAUAUACAAGAUGGCAUUAUAAUUUCAAUCAUGGUGAAGCAUAUUUCUGCAUUCCAUAAUUCCCAUUUAGUGGAGAAGUGGAAUCCUAUAAUUUUUUAUUGAGUUAAAGAAUUUGGGAAUGGUAAACUGCAAAUGGUCGUCAAUCACCAAUCAAGAGACUCACCAUAGUUUAACCAAAUGAACGAUUUGUUUAGUAUAAUGAUGCAGGAGAUUAAUUCUUUAAGGAGGAAAUUAAAAAAAGAAAUAUCAAUGUAGAAUAUGGUUUGAAAUUGGUUGAAGUGAAUAAAUAACAAAAUACAGCAGUUUUUGAAGAUGUUAAAACUGGUAAUAGAUAAACAAGACCAUUUAAUCAUUUAUAUGCAGUUGCACCCACUAAACCUCAUGAUUAAUUAGUAAAGGCUGGUCUGACUACAUAAAAGGGAUUAUUGGAUGUUAACAUCAAAACAUUAUAACAUAAUAAAUACAAGAAUAUAUUUGGUCUUGGUGAUGUGAAUGAUGUUCCAACAACAAAUUGUUUCUGGGCAGGAUUCCAUUAACUUCAUGUUGUUAGAAAUAAUAUCGAAAGAAACAUAGCAGGUAAAUCACUAAAUGCCGAAUAUGAUGGAUAUAGUAAAGUACCAAUUUUGUUAGGAUAAAAUACUCUAACAUUUUUAUGUCAUAAAUAUAACAAUGAGAAUGCAUGGCAUAACCUUUAUUUUUCAAAUGGAGGCUUUUUGGCUGCUUUAAGGUAAAAUAAUUUAAUUAUAAAUAUAGAUAUUAUAAUUGGUGCAAGAAUUUCAAGAAAGCAUUCAUAGACAUUUAUUUGGAAAAGAAUUGGGGACCUCCUUAUUACAAGAUUAAGAAGAGCUUCAAAUUGCCAGAAGGUGAAAGCAAUGAUCAUGGAUUUUUGGCUAAGUUAUUACCAGGCAAGAAAGAAGCACAUUGAA
Molecule: messenger RNA, 1506 nt
Organism: Paramecium pentaurelia
Lineage: Eukaryota; Ciliophora; Oligohymenophorea; Peniculida; Parameciidae
Source: the annotation of a GenBank genome assembly